Molecule: messenger RNA, 4378 nt
Organism: Procambarus clarkii (red swamp crayfish)
Lineage: Eukaryota; Metazoa; Arthropoda; Malacostraca; Decapoda; Cambaridae
Product: titin
Source: RefSeq, a predicted model, not a curated record
UACAGGUAGUCGGUGGCGGCUGGAAUUCGGCUGUCGUCGGGGAGGGACUGGAAACCGAGUAGUCGGCAACAGAUAGCCUGGUACAUAUACCGGAGGAGCGGGCGGCCCCGUCGACCAGACCAUCCGCGCGCUAUGAAGAGUGCGAUCAUACUACUGUUGGGGCUGGCGGCCGUGGUGGGGGCCAUCCCCAUGCCGCCCGCCAUCGGCCAACCGGACCUGAUGCAGCUCAUCCUCAGCGCUAUCCCUGAGGACAACGACAUACUCGGCGAUGAGAUGAAGGUUCGGCCCGAGGUAGAUGUGGUGUCGAGCAGUCAAGAUCCGGCCCAGGAUCAGGAAGCACUCGCGGUCCAGCCUCCCAGUGAAGAGCAACCCAAAACUGCACCGGAUCAGGAGGGUGAACAAAACGUUUUAGACACUGAUCAGAGCCAGGCACCCACAGAACAGGAGACGCAGCAUAUUGAUGAGAAAUUAGCACCUCAAGUAGAAAGUAUAUAUGAACAGCCACAGCCAGAGGUGGAACAGCCACAGCCAGAGGUGGAACAGCCACAACCAGAGGUGGAACAGCCACAACCAGAGGUGGAACAGCCACAACCAGAGGUGGAACAGCCACAACCAGAGGUGGAACAGCCACAACCAGAGGUGGAACAGCCACAACCAGAGGUGGAACAGCCACAGCCAGAGGUGGAACAGCCACAACCAGAGGUGGAACAGCCACAACCAGAGGUGGAACAGCCACAGCCAGAGGUGGAACAGCCACAACCAGAGGUGGAACAGCCACAACCAGAGGUGGAACAGCCACAACCAGAGGUGGAACAGCCACAACCGCAAGUGGAACAAGCAGAUGUACAAUAUGAACCUGAUACGCCCAUUGGGGACUUUGGCGAAGUUAACUCUCCAGUUAAUCGUGGCACAUUGGAAGAGAUGGCACAAGACAUUUUUCGCCUAUUCGUUCCCGGUUAUAAUCAUGAAGAAAAUCUCAACACGGGAGAGCAGACUUCAGAGGCUGCUCUUCCCACUGACACAUCUUCCGAUAUGGGUUUGAUUCAUCCGAUGGAGAAUACUCAAAUUGAAGAGUUUUCUCCAGAGUUAUCAGCCAAUGUUGAAGCACAAUUUGGACGAGAAGAAUACUACCCUAAUACCCCAUCUGAGAGCGACGCUGAAGUUCCAACAGUUUUUGAACCAAUUGAUGAAGACAUCUUACCGGUCAACGAAGACGUCAUUGUAAUGUUGAGAGAGGAACAUCCUAUGGACGAAACUCGUGAAGUUCCAUUUGCGCCAAACACCGAUUACUUAAUGGAAUUUACAUCUGAACCAGAUACACAAGAAGAGGUAUCACUGGCGGACUUUUUCAUUCCAAGUCCCGAGAGUCCACCUUCUGAAGACUCUCCAGUUGAGGAAAGUCCCUAUGAUUUGGCUCCUGAAGAUGAAUUCAUCGUUCAUGAAGAUGUGGCACCACAGGUAGAAGAGACUGCCCCUUUGUCAAAUGACUACUUUUAUAACGAUGAAGAACAAUACAUGACUGAAGAGCCAGUUGUAAGGUUCCAUCAGGAUAUUCCUGGAGAGGUUGACGGGCCUGAAGCUGUGGAUUUACAGUCUGAUUUCAUGGUUCCAGACGAAGAAGUUGCAUCAGAGGGAAUAAAUAUGCCAGAUGUUGUCCCAGACGAAGAAAACAUUGCACUGGGAAGCUCUGACGCUCCAUUCAACAGCGACUCGUUGCCCGUUACUACGCUUCCGGACCAACUUACGCCAGAGCACCUUAAUGAGGAUUUAAUAGAACUCAAUCAAAAUUCCUUCCAGGACAGCAUAAUCCCAGUUCUGGUAAUAGAGAACAGCCCCACACCAACAGCAGACAUGAGAGAGUCGCUCUUGAUGAUGGAGGAAGAUCAAACUCCCAAUGGUUCUCAAAAUGAUGUUGUUGAUAUCAUUGUAAUGAAUGACCCACAGCAAGACACUGACGAAAACAUGAUGCCUGUCAUUCCAAUUAACGAAGAGCCGAUCAUCAGUGAGGAACGACCUCUGCCAAUUGCUGAAUUUUCGUUAGACAAUUACCCAACUCCUAUUACUCGAGACCAGCAAAUGCCCUGGACGCGUGACGACGACAACAACCCUCAAAUAAUCUUCCCUAGUAACGACGAAAUUAGCCAAAUGCUUCGAGUGUCUCCCCAGCAGUUUAGAGAAGAUCCCAACUUCCUAGCAGCCGAGGACCCGCUCGUGGCAGAACCUCAAACACCCAACAUUGAUACAGACGAAGACAAUAUGUCUCCGUUCCCAAUUCAGCCAGAGAUCACGCAACAACUACCAAACAUUGAUGUGAUGAGAGAUAACAUGCCUCCGUUCCGCACACAGUUUGAUAUUUCUCAAGACACGCCAACCAUUGAUAUGAUGAGAGAUAACAUGCCUCCGUUCCGCACACAGUUUGAUAUUUCUCAAGACACGCCAAACAUUGAUAUAAUGAGUGAUAACAUGCCUCUGUUUCCCAGUCGGUUUGAUAUUUCUCAACAAACUCCAAACAUUCGCAUAAUCAGAAACAAUAUGCCGGUUCAGUUCUCACCCCAGUCAGAGAUGCCGCAAGAGGCACCAGACUUCACGAGCUCAGUGUUCCCUGAUGACACUAUUGGCUCGGGUAGUGACCUGGAAUCAUACCGGGAAAGAUAUAACGAAGUCUCUGACAUCAACGAAGAACCAAACAACUUUCCAGGAAGGCAAGAGGAAGCCUCACCUUUCCAGCCCAACAUACACAACUAUGACAUAUACAGACAACAGCACAGUAUUCAAAUGUUCCCUCAACCGUUCCAACUGAAAGGGGACUAUCCACAACAGCUCAGUGGUCCUGGACGCCGAAGAGUGCUCGGGCCAGACUUCAGAGCUUUUCAACAAAUUGUUAUGCCAGAAGAGAGGCGCGAGGAGAACUUUUAUCCACAGGCAUCAGCAAGACUGGAAAGCCUAGUUCGAAAUCCUUUUGAGAAUUAUGAACCUUUUUAUACCAGAAUUGAGCCCGAGGUAAGUGAGAGAGCUCAAAUGAUGAGAACUUUAAAUUCGCCGCUUGCUUUUGAUAGGUUUAACCAGCUUCCGUUAAAUAGGUUCGACCAACCUAUACCAAAUAGGUUUGACCAGCCUAGGUCAGAUAUGUUCAACCAGCAAAAGUCAAAUGUUUUCGACCAGACGAUUUUAGAUAUUUUCGACCAGCCUAGGCCAAAUAUUUUCGACCAGCCUAGGUCAAAUAUUUUCGACCAGCCUAGGUCAAAUAUUUAUGACCAGGCUAGGUCAAAUAUUUAUGACCAGGCUAGGCCAAAUAUUUUCGACCAGGCUAGGCCAAAUAUUUUCGACCAGCCUAGGUCAAAUAUUUUCGACCAGCCUAGGUCAAAUAUUUUCGACCAGCCUAGGUCAAAUAUUUUCGACCAGCCUAGGUCAAAUAUUUUCGACCAGCCUAGGUCAAAUAUUUUCGACCAGCCUAGAUCAAAUAUUUUCGACCAGCCUAGGCCAAAUAUUUUCGACCAGCCUAGGCCAAAUAUUUUCGACCAGCCUAGGCCAAAUAACUUUAACCAGCCUCGUUCAAAACGCCUUAACCAGCCUCAAUCACAGUACGACAUAGAAAUAUAUCCAAUAGACGUUUCCUUUACUCCAAAUGAUAAUCCCUUCGCGCCGUCAUCUCCCUAUAAGAGUCGUGCUCAGCAGUAUCCAACUUACCAACAAUUACCGGACGAGGCUACCUUCAGAACCAAGUACUCGGCUCCCUACGAAACACCAGAUUACUCCAACUCCGAGAGCUACUCAGACUAUUAUUCCUCUACUCCCCUUCGUAGUAGCUAUGACCCGGAGUUCUUCUUUAACAACCGCAAUAUUAGGAUGAGAGGUCCCUCUCCUCCUUGGUAGAGACAGCACCAGGUGUGUAUGUGGGUGUGUCUCUCUCUCUCUCGCAGGGAACACGUCAGUCUUCAUAACACACACCAUCUCUCACAAAAAAAAAAAUUAAAUAUUAAGGUGUUGGAAAUAAAAUGUACAGCUUUUCAAUAUUCUAGACAAAAGCAGAAAACAAAAGUGUACUCAGCUUGAGAUGUACAUUUUGAUAUACUUGAAAAAUAUUGUUAUUGUAUAUUCCUUAAAAGUGUAUAAACCCCCAAAAUUAAGAUAAAUAUUUUUAAACUACUUUACUGAGCUCUACAAUCAUGUUUAGUAGUUAUGUCAGUUGGUCAAAUUGGUUUGGGGUGAAUUGUUGAUAAAUGUGUAAAUGUUUACGGGGAUGAGGCGUUAAACCCCGCUAUAAACGACACACUCACCAAUGCGGAGUGCAGAGGCAUGUAUGGAACUUGUGGCAUUUUAUAUACAUUUAAUGAUAUGAAAUUAUUUACUAUAUCUAUGUCAUUAAAAAAGAAAAGCC